This is a messenger RNA of Pundamilia nyererei, 1383 nucleotides long. RefSeq lists its product as uncharacterized. Bases 71 to 1228 code for a protein of 385 amino acids. Lineage: Eukaryota; Metazoa; Chordata; Actinopteri; Cichliformes; Cichlidae. The transcript is spliced from 5 exons. The record is from RefSeq and is a predicted model, not a curated record. Gene Ontology annotation, cellular component: membrane.
GAAGCGUUUCUUUUUCUCUCUGACACCUGCCAUAUUUGCUGCAUUCAUAGCUGGCUACAGCAGAGAAACCAUGCACAGCAGAUUUCCUGUUUAUGAAUUCCACUUUUCUUACAUUCAGAUAAAUUUGUGUGGAUUAAAAAUGAUUCUGCUUCUGAGUUUUUGGAUUGUUACAGGUCUCAUGGCAGAGGACCCAACAGCGACAUAUUAUCGACUGAAAAACAGCUCAGUGUGUCUGAAUGUCAGGAAACCGCCACCAUAUAAACGUGGUGAAUGGAAAUAUAACAUGAUAUUUAUUGCUGAUGAUACAGAAAUCAACCCAAAAUACAAAGACAGAGUGGUUUAUAGUGCUGGGAACCUCUCCUUGUGUAUUAAUAACCUGGCUGAUACAGACACUGGGAUAUAUGAACUCUCAUACCGCUUUAACUAUACUACAGUGUCAGAGAAGCAUCAAGUCAUUGUUCAAGAUGUGGUUCCCAGACCUGUCAUUAUAAUGUCAAAGCUUGGCUCCAACCAGUCUGCUGGACGCUGCAAUAUCACAGUAAACUGCUCCAUUCAGGAUCAUUGGCUUUGGUCUGUUUGUGAUAAAGACGGCUGCAGAAGAUCACAGAAAUCAUUCAGUAAGGUCAACAUCACCAUCUUAACUGAGAACAGAGCUGUGGUCUGCAGAGGCAACAACAAUGUUAGCACAAAUAAAGCUUCUGAAAACUUAACACUGUGUUUCAAUGACUCUAAUCCUGAUAAUAGAGAGGAAACACAACACCCUCCACCAACGAGAGCGCUUGCAUUUAUUAUUGUUUGUGUUUUACUCGCCUGCGUCUUCAUAACAGUUUCUCUCUUUUUAGUUAAAAGAUUAUUUUCAACAAAAUGGAAAUCCUACCAGGCUCCAACAAAUACUAUCCGCUCAAUACAAAGCCAGCCCAUUAGUACUCUGCCAUCAUCUCAGUCUAGAUCCUCUACUGCAUCUUCAUCAAGUGAUGCUGACCCUGCUUAUGAGAACGCAGACAUCCUUCAGUACAGCCAGACCAACAGCCCAGGAGAGCAAAUUAACUCCAUGGCAAGCUACACAAUAGAUACCAUCUACACUCUUCCAGGAGUGAAAAGCUCUUCUGCUGGCAACAACACACAAAAUACUUCAGAGACUGCCACAGUGGAGGAGGCACAACAACGGCCCACACAGGUCGACACAGUUUACAGUGUGUUGCAGAAACCAAAAAAUCUGAAUGUAUAGCACCACCCAGAGGCCAAACUGGACUUUUGAACAGUGAGAAACAAAAGUAAACGAGAGAACAGAAACUGUACAAAGAGAGUGAACAUUUUGUAUUAACACACAAAUAUUCCAAAAAUGACCAAAGCGCUAAAACAAAUAAAAGUUUAGUUUAGUUA